AUGAACACUUUGGCCACAGAGGAUGUGGAGCGCAUUGAGGUGGAUCACAUCGCGUGGAUAAUAGCCACUGGCAGUGGAGAAAACUCCAAGGUUACUGAGUACCUCAUUGCCCAGCACAGCAUCACCAAGAUGUUGCACAGCUGCAUCAAGCUCAUUUUGGAGUAUGUUGAAGCAUUGGAAGCAGGAGAAGUGCCCUUCAACCGCAUGAUCCUGCACGAGGCCUGUGUGCUAUGCCACUGCCUGCCGAUGCUGAGCACAGACAAGUUCAAGACAGAUUUCUAUGCUCAAUGCCUGGGCCUGAUGACCUACCAGGGCACUAUCACCAAGACCUGCCACACCAUGAACCAGUUUGUGAACAAAUUCAACAUCCUCUAUGAACCGAAGGGCAUUGGCCGCAUGUUCCUCUCCCUUUCCUCUUGCACUGACAUUCUUGCGUGUGACAAUAUGGAGAGACCAGAGGAGGGCAGCCAGAGUCCGGCCUGA
Molecule: messenger RNA, 483 nt
Organism: Anolis sagrei ordinatus
Lineage: Eukaryota; Metazoa; Chordata; Lepidosauria; Squamata; Anolidae
Source: RefSeq, a predicted model, not a curated record